AUGAGUGACACGACCUCGACACCCCACAAGAAAAAUUCGUCGCACAGGGGGGUGCAUCGCGCUGGAGGUGGUACAGCAGACCAAACCCCGCCUCAAAGCCAAGCCGAGAUGAUGGAGUAUUGUCAAGAUGAGAUCGCGCACAACACUUGGCAAUUCGAGGCGUCCAGUAUCUCGCACAUGCUCUCUCCAAAGUCGUUGAAGAACAACGUCCCACCAGAAGAUAUUAGGUGCUUCGAGGACGCACAGAAGCAUUGCAAGUUUUUGGUUGACGCUCCCUUCUUUGAGCCUGCACUUGAAACUGCUGUCAAAUCUCUUUCUCCCUCCGAAUGGCCUUCUAGUGACGCCGAGAGGGAUUACUACACGCCUCUCGCCAAUUUUCUGAAUGAUUGCAUCCAAAAAUGCAACAACGCCCUAAACGCUCAGAAAUCUGACAGAGGCGUUCCCGAAUUUGCCCGUCGACUGUACGGCAAGCUCAAAUUUGCUGUGUACGACAGACCUAUGCUGGAUGGUAUAGACGGUGCAGCAGCCGUGAAGCCUAAUUUAGGAAGUAGCCGGAAUUUGCAAGAGGGAGUAAAGUUGUCUUGGGGUGCUGUGGAAGCUAAAGGUGUCCGGCAAAUGGAUGUUCCAGGCGAAGUAAAACUCCUGUGGAGCCAGUUGUUGGCGCAAGCGGCUGUGUACGCACGUUACUUGUUCAGUGCGAGCCCAACUCGUACAUGGUCGCUCGUCCUGGGAUUCAAUCAAAAAGAAAAAAAUCUACGAUUUCUCAUUUUCCAUCGUGGCGGUUGCACCGCGUCGACCGAUCUGAACCUUACCACCGAGCAAGGACGGAAAGAGGCAUGUCGAUUGAUCCUCACGAUGUUGUUGUGGACUGAGGAUUACCACGCUGGCUUUUGCUGCUUCUCCACCGACAAGGAGUAUGCGAUUCCUGGUCCCGAGAGAGACCCGACAUUGUUUUUGAAAGCUCGAGUGGAGAAAAAUCUACAUCACACGCUUGCUGUCUGUACUCGCGGAACUCUUGUCAGCAUUCUAUCGAAGUCCGCUAUUGACCCUACACCACUGCACCAUCUGCACCACCUACACUUGUACCUACCAAUCGGGCGCUGA
This is a messenger RNA of Marasmius oreades (fairy-ring Marasmius), 1104 nucleotides long. RefSeq lists its product as uncharacterized. The coding region runs from base 1 to 1104 and encodes 367 amino acids. The transcript has a single exon. The record is from RefSeq and is a predicted model, not a curated record. Lineage: Eukaryota; Fungi; Basidiomycota; Agaricomycetes; Agaricales; Marasmiaceae.